GCAGGCAGGCAGUGAUGUGUCUAAAGGUUACGGCGGAGCGAUAUGCUGUAGUCUAUGACAAAGAGAUGCGAGAAAUCGGGAGGGAGAACCAUGAAUAGUGUUUGAGCCGUAUGUCGCUAAUGGACGGAGUCAUUGUAUAAAACACGAGAUGUAACCCCAAAUAUAAAAACGCUAGCAAAGAUAAUCACUGAACACUUCAACAGGAGAACAUGGAGAAGAAAAGGUGGGAGUGCUUGGCUCUCCCCAAGGGCUGGCAGAUCGAAGAAGUGACCAGAAAGUCGGGUUUGUCUGCGGGAAAAAGCGAUGUCUAUUAUUUUAGUCCAACCGGGAAGAAGUUUCGGAGCAAGCCUCAGCUGGCUCGUUACCUUGGCAACCAGAUGGACCUCGGCUCCUUCGACUUCCGCACGGGGAAGAUGCUCAUGAGUAAACUGAACAAGAACAGGCAGAGACUGCGCUAUGACAGCAACAAUCAGACCAAGGGCAAGCCAGACCUGAACACAUCACUCCCCGUCAGACAGACUGCUUCCAUCUUUAAGCAACCUGUCACCAAGGUUACCAACCACCCCAGCAACAAAGUCAAGACAGAUCCACAGAAAGCCGUCGACCAGCCGAGACAGCUUUUCUGGGAGAAGAAACUUGGUGGUCUCGAUGCGUUUGACAUUGCAGAGGAGCUAGUGAAGACAAUGGACCUGCCUAAAGGUCUUCAAGGAGUUGGACCUGGAUGUACAGACAAGACUCUACUGUCAGCAAUAGCCAGUGCCCUGCACACUAGUGCGGCCCCCAUCACCGGUCAGCUGUCUGCAGCCGUGGAGAAGAACCCAGGGGUGUGGCUUAACACAUCGCAGCCCCUUUGCAAGGCCUUCAUUGUCACUGACGAGGACAUCAGGAAGCAGGAGGAGCUGGUGUACAGUGUGAGGAAGAAGCUAGAGGAAGCUCUAAUGGCGGACAUGUUGGCUCAUGUGGAGGAAGCAGCCAGCGAGGGUGAUUCACUCGAGGAGGGCAACGACGACAUGGAGACUGUAUAGCAGAGGACAAUGGGUAGUUAGAUUAGUGUGGAUGGGUUUUUCAACACCUUAUCACAGGACCAUGAAACCAGGAACCCUGUACCAAUCCAACCAAAAGAACUGCCCACUUUCCACCUGCUACCCCUCUGAAGCUUUACCUACCUACUGCCCACCUCGCCCGCUGGUUGGGCUCUUCUGGCUCCAGCGCUAAGAAAGGACUUGGACUGAGCAAUUCUGAAUCAAAUUGAUUAUUAGCUUUCUUUUGAAAAAGAGCGCAUCAAAUCACUUUUUGACAGUUCAGAGUGAAAGGAGAGUGGUUACAUACUGUAUGAUGACGAAUUCAGUGUUCAAUGAUGUAGUUGUAUUUUUUACAAGACACUGUAUGGAUUUUCAUGUCAACCCCCCAAAAACUAAAUUUUAAAUGCAUUUGGAGAUUUUUGCAUUAGAAAUGAA
Coregonus clupeaformis (lake whitefish) is the source of this 1457-nucleotide messenger RNA. RefSeq names its product methyl-CpG-binding domain protein 3-like. The transcript is spliced from 7 exons. The coding region runs from base 210 to 1025 and encodes 271 amino acids. NCBI's taxonomy places the organism in Eukaryota, Metazoa, Chordata, Actinopteri, Salmoniformes, Salmonidae. Gene Ontology annotation, molecular function: DNA binding. The record is from RefSeq and is a predicted model, not a curated record.